ACAGCUAGCUCGCAAACAUUAGCUGCUGUCUCUCUUCGGUCUUUGUUAGCUUACAGCUUAGCUUAGCAUCGGUAGCAGGGUGGACGAUGAUCAAACAGACCGUUUAUUGUCGGUGUAGCUGAUGCUAAGCUAACAGAUCUGUGACCUGUCAGUGUUGUUAGGCAGAUUUCACGGGUUUCUCUGGUUGGUGGCUGAUAUGCAGCUGUUAGCUGAUCCAGCUGUGCAGUGACCUUCAUCAUCAUCAUCAUCAACGUGUGGGUCAUUAUGGCCCUCAACUCAGGCUGCAGGCACAGCUGCUCUGCACGUGUUGUUUACCUGCUCGUCCUGUCAGGAUGCAUUGCUGCGUCUCAGAGGAAUGACAACGUCUACGUGUCAGGGAUUUCUAAUGCCUGCGGUGAGGGGGCGGAGCUUCUGCGAGCAUCCAGCGGCGUCAUCACCAGCCCCGGCUGGCCCUUUCAGUACCCGUCCAGACUGAACUGCAGCUGGAACAUCAGAGCCCGACCUGGAGACACCAUCACCAUCAGCUUCCAGGACUUUGACCUGCAGGGUUCCCAUCGAUGCUCGUCAGACUGGAUGUCCAUCAGCAGCUACAGGAGUCUGGAUGGGCUCAGGGUCUGUGGCUCCUCCCUGCCUCCACCAUACAUCUCCACCCAGGACCACGUGUGGAUCCACUUCCACUCUGACGACAGUGUGACGGGGAAAGGCUUCAGGCUGUCCUAUGUCAGCGGUAAACCAGAGGCGUCAGGCUGUGAGGUGGAUCAGUUCCACUGCUCUAAUCGGAAGUGUGUUCCUGACUGGUGGCGCUGUAACGCUAUGGAUGAAUGUGGAGAUAACUCAGACGAGGAGCUGUGUGUCGACUCCCCUUUCUCCUUCCAGCCUUGCAGCCUCAACCAGUUCCCAUGCCUGUCACGCUACACCCGAAUCUACACCUGCCUACCGCACAGCCUGCGCUGUGAUGGCAGCAUCGACUGUCAGGACCUCGGGGAUGAGAUUGACUGUGACGUUCCCACUUGUGGAGAAUUGUUGAGGAACUUCUAUGGGUCCUUCAGCUCUCCAAACUACCCAGAUUUUUACCCUCCAGGGAGCAACUGCACCUGGCUGAUCGACACCGGAGACCACAGGAAGGUCAUCCUGAGGUUUACUGACUUUAAACUUGAUGGGACAGGUUACGGAGAUUACGUAAAGGUGUACGACGGGCUUGAGGAGAACCCUCGCCGUCUCCUCAGGGUGCUGACAGCCUUCGACUCCAGGGCGCCGGUCGCUGUGGUUUCAUCGUCUGGUCAGCUCCGAGUUCAUUUCUAUGCAGACAAGAUCAACGCUGCCAGAGGCUUCAACGUCACCUACCAGGUUGACGGGUUCUGCCUGCCCUGGGAGGUACCCUGUGGGGCUAACUGGGGCUGUUACACGGAGCAGCAGCGCUGUGACGGGUACUGGCACUGUCCAAACGGACGGGAUGAGCUGAACUGUUCUUCAUGUCAGGAGGAUGAGUUCCCCUGUUCCAGAAACGGGGCCUGUUACCCUCGAUCAGACCGAUGCAACUACCAGAACCGCUGCCCCAAUGGUUCUGACGAGAAGAACUGCUUCUUCUGCCAGCCCGGAAACUUUCACUGCAAGAAUAACCGCUGUGUGUUUGAGUCGUGGGUGUGCGACGCUCAGGACGACUGUGGGGACGGCAGCGAUGAGGAGAGCUGUCCCGUCAUCGUUCCCACCAGAGUCAUCACCGCCGCCGUCAUCGGCAGCCUCAUCUGUGGCCUCCUAUUGGUCAUCGCCCUCGGCUGCACCUGCAAACUCUAUUCACUGCGCAUGUUUGAACGCAGGUCAUUUGAGACCCAGCUGUCUCGUGUAGAGGCGGAGCUACUGAGGAGGGAAGCCCCGCCCUCUUAUGGUCAGCUGAUCGCCCAGGGACUGAUCCCACCUGUGGAGGAUUUCCCAGUGUGCUCUGGGAGUCAGGCCUCUGUCCUGGAAAACCUCCGUCUGGCUGUUCGCUCUCAGCUCGGCUUUACCUCCCUCAGACUUCCCUCCUCCGGUCGACAUGGCAACCUCUGGCGGCGUCUCUUCACAUUCUCGCGGUCCCGGCGGUCUGGCUCUCUGGCUCUGGUCUCUGCUGACCUGGAGGACAGCGCUGGCACUGGGAGCACUGGUAGUUCUGGUUCAGACCUGCUGUCUCCGGACUCAGAUGACACGGAUACGGAGGGCGAGCGAGGAAGAGAGCGAGGUGUGGGUGCAGUUGGCGGGCCUGUUGCCCCUCUACCCAACAAAACUCAGCCCUCCUCUGCUGUAGAGGCUGUGCUGUCUGUCACAUCAGCCGCCCCUGUGAUGCCAACGCUGGCCCGCGAAAGACCCAGAGAGGCCCCCCCCCCCCAGCCCAGUCCCAUGGUAACAUCCAGACCAGAUCCUGAAUGCCAGAGUGAGGCCUCACAGCUCCAGGCUCCGCCCACAUCAGCCCUACAGCGACUAGCCCAGAACCUGCACAGACUUGCCAGAAACCUGACCAGAACAAGCCCCUCCCAGCAGGACCAGACAUGGACCAAUCACAGUCCACUUCACCAGCUGGAGACAGGAAGAGGUGUCGAUGCUGCUGAGCGAAGAGGAAGCAGAGAAGAAGAAGAGGACGUCGAGCUCCUGACUGUCUCUGACUCCUCCUCCUCCUCCUCUUCCUCCUCAUUGGUGAGCGACAUCAGACAGCCGCUCCUGGAGCACCACCCACACCGCCAACACCAUGGAAAUGCUGGUCGGGGAGGGCGUGACGGCCCCUGUGAACACUGCAGGAUGGUCCACACGGCUCAGAUCCCUGACGCCUGUCUUGAGGCAACUGGCAAGACAGAGAGCAGCGACGACGAGUUGCUGCUACUCUGCUAGAGGGCUAACAUGCUCAGCUAACAUUCUAACUGAUAGUCUUACACUUGCAGCACUCUGACUCAACACUUACAGCAGGCUUACAUGCUAACUGACCCAUUACUCUGACUCAAAAUGUUCAGCAAGUUAACAUGCUAACUGACAGACUAGCACUUACUACUCUGACCCAACAGGCUACCACUGCUAAAUGUAACCUUAGCACACAUCUCAUACAUUAGUCAGCUAGACAACAUGCUAAUAUAUCACACUGGACUACAGCUAUCCAUAAAGCUAACUUGUUCUCUGGACUGUGACACAGAUAAGCUAACAUGUGUUAGACACGUUAGCAUGUUAGCUGGAUCAAAUGUUAGCCCUCAAUAAUGUUUGAGAUAACGGACCAAUCAGAAACCAAAUGAAUGAUGUCACUGGUUGGGUCCUAAUGUUGGUAUGACUGUAAAAACUGCCUCCUGUUGUUUCCCUGGUCCGUCCGUAAAAACCAUUACCCAGGUGUACUUACUGCUUGGUACGACUUUGUCAACUCUGACCUCCUCCUUGUUGGUACGAGUGUAAACUAUGUCCUCACAGAACAAUCUCUGUUACUGAGAACGUUAAAGUCGCAUCAUAGACGACACAUACCUGUUGGACUGGUGCUUCGGUUAAAAUGUCCCCCCCCCCCCAUCUCCUCAGUGCUGUUUGAUCUAUUUAUGAAGAAGAUGAUGAAGGUCAUGUGAACAGUGGAAGGUAACCAGAGACCUCCGCUAGCAGGCAAAUGUAUCAAUAUCAUUGACUGUAAUCAGAGUCACAACAGUCAGCCUGAGUCUCAGUGACUCAGUUUGAGUUAAGGUGAGUCAGUCUGAGUCUCUGUGAGUCAGCCUGAGUCUCACUGAGUCAGUCUGAGUCUCAGUGACUCAGUUCGAGUCAAGGUGAGUCAGUCUGAGUCUCAGUGACUCAGUUCGAGUCAAGGUGAGUCAGUCUGAGUCUCUGUGAGUCAGCCUGAGUCUCACUGAGUCAGUCUAAGUCUCAGUGACUCAGUUCGAGUCAAGGUGAGUCAGUCUGAGUCUCUGUGAGUCAGCCUGAGUCUCACUGAGUCAGUCUGAGUCUCAGUGACUCAGUUCGAGUCAAGGUGAGUCAGUCUGAGUCUCUGUGAGUCAGCCUGAGUCUCACUGAGUCAGUCUAAGUCUCAGUGACUCAGUUCGAGUCUCACUGAGUCAGUCUGAGUCUCAGUGACUCAGUUCGAGUCUCACUGAGUCAGUCUGAGUCUCAGUGAGUCAGUCAGAGUCUCUGUGAGUCAGUCUGAGUCUCAGUGACUCAGUUCGAGUCAAGGUGAGUCAGUCUGAGUCUCAGGCUGGAAGUGUCUCAGUGUCUCCAGCCCUCUGCUGCAUUGUUCCUCUUCUCUCCUGACUGUUGGUGGAUAAACAGCAACACAAACGUUUUUGUAAAAAGUUUAAUCAAUGAGGUCAUCACUCAGACUGAAAGGUAACACCAGCCAGACUGACAUGUCUGUGUCAUGUGACCCUCAUCAUACUGAGCAUGCUCCAUGCUCUCUGUGCGGCUCUAAAAGAUGACGUUCUGACAGAAGGAGGUGGUCUGAGGUUUACCUGUUCACAAACUGAGGUUCAACUUUUGAGCAAACGUAGAACUUCUCUUUAUUGACUCCUCAUCUUUAUUGACUCCUCCUCUUCAUUGACCCUUCCUCCUUAUAAUUUGCCCCUCCCCCUCUUUAUUGCCCCCUCCUUCUCUGUAUUGACCCCUCCCCCUCUUUAUUGACUCCUCCUCAAACUGAAGCCAUCCACAGAUCCUGUCUGUAUUUAUGUUUUUUGGUACCCAGAUCUCGGCUGACCUAUUGUGAGUGUGACUGUGUAUAUUUAUUAUUAUUAUUAUUCUUGUUGUUGUUAUUAUUAUUAAUAUGAUGGUCAUUCUUGUUGUUGUUGUUUUGUUUUCUAACCUGCAUGAUUCCAGUGGUUUGCUGUUUUCUUUUGAGUCUGUAGUUAAACUGUUUCAAGAAAAAG
Messenger RNA from Labrus bergylta (ballan wrasse), 4844 nucleotides. The record is from RefSeq and is a predicted model, not a curated record. Lineage: Eukaryota; Metazoa; Chordata; Actinopteri; Labriformes; Labridae.